Messenger RNA from Plutella xylostella (diamondback moth), 2890 nucleotides. It is a transcript of the gene Nhe3, whose product is annotated as Na[+]/H[+] hydrogen exchanger 3. Lineage: Eukaryota; Metazoa; Arthropoda; Insecta; Lepidoptera; Plutellidae. Gene Ontology annotation, cellular component: plasma membrane; recycling endosome. The record is from RefSeq and is a predicted model, not a curated record. Gene Ontology annotation, biological process: sodium ion import across plasma membrane; potassium ion transmembrane transport; regulation of intracellular pH. Gene Ontology annotation, molecular function: potassium:proton antiporter activity; sodium:proton antiporter activity.
AACGCUUUAGCUGUCAGUCAGACUCAGCUGCGUACAUCUUCGAUCUCUGUUUUUCUGUCAUUGUUCUUCUGUAACAUUCGAUAAAAAUAAAUUCAAAAGGAAACGAAAAUAUGGUUUCCGUAAUUUGAAAUAGCAUGUCAUUGUUUCACGCGUAAGAUAGUGGUUGACCGGGUGAAGAGUUUUAAAUGUGACGUAUUAUUGUGGAAAUUAACGAAGAAAUCAUGAGUCGUUUUCCGGGUUCUGUUACCUUCGUGUUUUUGCUCAGUUUUGUUGUAUUAUGCCGCGCUUCAGGGGCCGACAUCGCUCUCGAUGCGAAGGCGACGCUCCUGCACCGCAUCGACAGCUUAAAUCUAUUGAUCUACACUUGUUUGCUGACGCUGACGGUGCUCACGAUAUGGGUGUUCAAGCACCGCCGAGUUGCUUGGCUUCACGAAACGGGAUUAGCGGUUAUAUACGGGCUAAUAGUUGGCUGCAUAAUUCGCUAUGCUGGGAAUACCAAUCAGCUCACGUACAUCGAUGCACAUCCAGCCCCGGACACAUCCUACAAUCUAUCCGUCCCUCCAGAUAUGCUGCGCUUUCAUUUUCCUGACAAAAUACAGAUUUCAUCCGGAGAGGCUCCGUUACCAAACAAAACCUAUGCCUAUAGCUUUAGAGGAGAAAUCGUGAAUGUGGAACAAAAUGAAAUUGACCUGAAAGCAACAUUUGAUCCUGAAAUAUUCUUCAACAUAAUUCUGCCUCCCAUUAUCUUUCAUGCUGGCUACUGUUUGAAGCGAAAAUACUUCUUCCGCAACCUGGGGGCUAUUCUCACGUUUGCCAUGGUGGGCACGGCUCUCUCGGCACUCGUGAUAGGGGCCCUCAUGUACGGCUGCGUGCAGCUCAUGCCAGCUACACUCGCCUCGAGCUUCACAUUCUUGGACACCCUGUACUUCGGAGCUUUGAUCUCACCGACUGACCCGCUGACUGUGUUGGCUAUAUUCUCGCAGUUGAAGGUGGAUGUGAAUCUCUAUGCUAUGAUAUUCGGCGAGAGUGUCCUCAACGACGCUGUUGCCCUGGUACUCAGCGGUGCUAUACAGAACUAUGAGAAGAGGUAUUCGAAUGAUGGUGGGUUCGAAAUAACCGCUUUUCUCGGAGCCAUUGGGGAUUUCAUCGGGAUCUUCAGCCUUUCCUUGCUUGUCGGCGCUUUCAUCGGCUGUUUGACUGCAUUGAUGACCAAGUUCACGCGAGUGCGCGACUGGCCGCUGCUGGAGUCGGCGCUGUUCGUGCUCACGUCGUACGCCGCCUUCCUGCUCGCAGAGGUCAUCGAGCUCACCGGAGUGGUAGCCGUGUUAUUCUGCGGGAUCUGCCAAGCGCACUACACCUACAACAACCUGUCUUCAGACUCGCGCAACAGGACCAAACAGCUGUUCGAACUACUCAACUUUUUGGCUGAAAACUUCAUCUUUACGUACAUCGGGGUGUCGAUGUUCACGUUCCCGAAGCAUCAUUUCGAUCCGUGGUUCAUUAUUGCUGGAUUUGUGACGUCACUGCUCGGUCGCGCCGUCAACAUCUACCCGCUCUCGUUCCUGCUGAACCUCGGCAGGAAACCACCGAUACCGAUGAACUUCCAACAUAUGCUGUUCUUCUCAGGUCUCCGCGGCGCGAUGUCGUUCGCUCUAGCCAUACGCAACACGGUAUCAGAAGCUCGACAAGCCAUGCUGACCAGCACGUCGCUCAUUGUGAUCCUGACUGUGAUACUGCAGGGGGGUGCAGCAUCGCAUGCGCUGGCUUACUUGCGCAUACCUACUGGAGAGAGUCAAAACGAAGAGACUGACGCGCUUCCAUAUCGCGACGUGAGAAGUCUCUACCAGGCUACCGGGACGGGCGGUUCGAAAGGCCGCAUGGUAGUUAAGUGGGGGAAAGGCGAUAACGAAGUGAUUAUGCCUUGGCAACUUUACUAUUCAGAAGAAACCCCCGGCGACGCCCACACUAGCAGUGAAAAGGCUCGCCUAGCCCGGGUCUGGGGGGCUCUUGACUCGAGACUCCUGAAGCCGUUGUUGACGCACGCGCGGCCGCCGCUCACGGACACGCUGCCUUCCUGCAUGCGGCCCCUGGCGCAGCUGCUCACCACCACGCACCAGUACACCAUGCCGGACAGCUCCCGGCACCGAACAGACUCGGACUCGGACCUGUGCAUCGACGAGCAGUCGCCCGCGCCCUCCACCAUCGACCCCCAGCAAAUGUGGCCUGGAGUCGUGGACACGCGCAUCUCUGUCGAAGGGAUCACAGGUAGUAAUAUAUGAAAUUAUAUCGACAACCCACCUUACGGGAUCAAUGUUAUAAAGCCGGAAAGUGCUAUGAUGUAACCUGGCGCUUAAGACUUAAUGUUAUUGUGACGGCGGAUUGUAAGCCGAUGUUUAUGUAAGGGUGAGGCCCCAUUGUUACUUUGCGUUGAGAAGCGAUCAUAAAAAAUGGGGCGUCGCCCUAACUUGUUGUUAAUGACGGAUAACGCAGCGGAAAUGGAAACUGUAUUGUGUAUUUUAGGUAUAAGGCAGUAUAACAGUCGUGUGUGUACAAUACCAUACAUGCAUCUCCUAUAGAGCACCGAUGGCAGAGAAGCUAUACAUAGUCUGAUAUGGGUCAUUAGUUUAUCUUUCCGGAUAUUCUUCUUACCAUUUCUGGCACAUUUUUUUGAGAUAUAGAACUAAUAUUAUUCUGUGUUUAUUAGCUAAAUGUGUGCUUAGUAUUAGUUUAAGUACCUAUAUACCUACUAGGUAAAAUUAAUUCUAAUUUUCAAGACAAGUUAAUGUUUUACUUAAUAUAUUUGCCUACAUCACAAAGGUACAAAAUUUGUGUCAUAUUUUGCUCAAUAAAUUUUCGCUGCGUUGCCAAUUAAAUAAGCGUUUGCUUAUUU